Eleginops maclovinus (Patagonian blennie) is the source of this 11627-nucleotide messenger RNA. RefSeq names its product U2AF homology motif (UHM) kinase 1 (gene uhmk1). Bases 467 to 1795 code for a protein of 442 amino acids. Gene Ontology annotation, biological process: peptidyl-serine phosphorylation; regulation of protein export from nucleus; positive regulation of translational initiation. Gene Ontology annotation, cellular component: neuronal ribonucleoprotein granule; nucleus. Lineage: Eukaryota; Metazoa; Chordata; Actinopteri; Perciformes; Eleginopidae. The record is from RefSeq and is a predicted model, not a curated record. The transcript has 9 exons. Gene Ontology annotation, molecular function: RNA binding; ribonucleoprotein complex binding; protein serine/threonine kinase activity.
AUCUGCAGGCAGUGGUGUAGAACCGGAUCUGAGCUUCAUAUCAACCACCUGAGUUACUAUACUUUAGGCAAAACUUUCUCCAGGUAAAAAUAACACACUUCUAAGUUAUUAUACACGAUACGACGCCAUAUUUUGGGGCAAGUUUUUUCCUCCGCGUUAGAGAAGUGUUUUGUGUGUUAUUUUAGCCAUUUGUAUUAGCUAAGUGAGCUAAACGUUGUGUCAGCUAUCUAGCGUAAAUUCAUUUUGACAGCCUCGGUUAGCAGACAGCACUUUAAUAUGCCCAGGUGUCGCUCUGUUCUCUGCUUUACCAAGGUUGCUGGUGUAGCUGAAUUGUCUGUGAGCUGUCGUUGACACGUCCUGGUAGUUUUAUGUGGCGCUGACAGAACCUGGGUCGUUUGCAAUGCUCCUGCAGCUGCUCCCACCUAUCAUCUAGCUGCCCGUCUGCUCUCCCAUCCACCGCCUGCCCAUGGCUCACUGCGGCUCCGCAGAGGCUAGCGCAAAGGCGCAGGCACCGCGUCCUGACAGCAUCAAGCUCCCACAGGGUAGUGUCGACCAGGGCAUGAAGCCGGUACUUUUUGAGAUAUUUGGGGAGUUGUGGACCGUCCAGUCCCGGCUCGGCCAAGGAGUCUCGGCCUCGGUGUACCAGGUCAGCUCGGGCAGAGCCAGCACCACCGCCGCUGUCAAGGAGUUUCAGGCUGACACUCAGGGAGGAGACUACGGGUAUCACAAUGAGAGGUCCGUGCUGGAAGAUAUCCAGGGACAUAAAAACAUAGUGACACUGUAUGGGGUGUUCACUAACUACAGCUGUAUGGGGGUUGCCACCCGCUGUCUGCUGCUGGAGCUCCUGGAUGUCAGCGUGUGUGAUCUGUUGGUGAGAGGCAGUAGUGGUACCCAGGGUGGAAGGCCCCAGCAGAGCCACUCCAUGUGGCUGGUGCAGCACUGUGCCAGAGACAUCCUGGAGGCUCUCUCCUUCCUCCACAGGAAAGGCUACGUCCACGCCGACCUCAAGCCACGCAACAUUCUCUGGAGCGCCGAUGAUGAGUGUUUCAAGCUCAUCGACUUCGGCCUCAGCUUCAAAGAGGGCAACCAGGAUGUCAAAUACAUCCAGACAGAUGGGUACCGGGCCCCAGAGGCGGAGCAUCAGAACAGCCUCGCUCAGGAAGGGUUGGAGCUAUUGGGGGAUUCUGGCUGCACCUCUGCUGUGGACAUGUGGAGCCUGGGCAUCAUCCUGUUGGAGAUGUUCUCAGGAAUCAAACUCAAAGAGACCAUCCGCACACAGAAGUGGAAGGAUAACAGUGCUGCCAUUGUCGACCAUCUUUUUGCCAGCAAUAGUGUGGUGUGCCCUGCCAUCCCUGUCUAUCACAUCAGAGACCUUAUCAAAAGCAUGCUUCUCAACAAACCAAAGCAAAGAUGCUCUGCUAAAACUGCCCUGCUGAGCCCGUUCUUCAGUAUUCCCUUUGCUCCUCACAUUGAGGACCUGGUCCUGCUGCCCACCCCUGUCCUGCGCCUGCUCAACCUGAUUGAUGACAGCCAUCUGCACAAUGAAGAGGAGUAUGAAGACAUCCUGGAGGACAUGAAAGAGGAGUGCCAGAAAUACGGCUCUGUGGUGUCUCUGCUCAUCCCCAAAGAGAACCCAGGCAAAGGGCAGGUGUUCGUAGAGUACGCCAACUCCUCUGACUCCAAGGAGGCUCAAAGGCUGCUGACGGGCCGCACCUUCGAUGGGAAGCUGGUGGUGGCCACCUUCUACCCUCUCAGCGCGUACAAAAGAGGUUACUUAUACCAGACCGUGCAGUGAAGCCCUUAAGCUCAAUUCCCACCUAAGCACCAUUAGCAUGAUAAACACAGGGGAGAAGAAGUUUCUACUACAGGCAAGUUCUGAGUGUUUAACCUGUAGUUUGAAUUUGUAUUUGUAUUAUUCAGUUAUGAGCGUAGUUCAACGUUCUGCAUUUCAUUCAUGUUGUUUUGUAUCGGAGUGAAUAGGUGUUACAUGCAGAGGAUAAAUUGAACUCAGCUGAUACAUUUUAUUUGAGCUGCCUCCAGUCUGCACAUAGCACAUCCAUCUUCAGGGUGAGCUGCAGCUACAUCUUCUACUGACUCACUGAGUACAGUUCUUCCUGUUCUAGCUUCCAUUUCACUGUCAUUUAACAGUGUGUAGUAGGAGAAAAAGUGUUCUGAUGUUUGUGGACAAAGCAAAAGCCGUUAAAAAAUAAAUGUAAUGUUUCAGAAUCUGUGCUCGACAUUUAAUAUGAAAGUGAACACUUAUCUCAUCAGCUGAGUCAGGGACGUGGUUAGAAAUAUGUAGCAGGAUAACACUGAUCUCCCAGGGGUGUAUACGGGAGCUUUAUGUCUGUUAAAGGGACCCUAUUAUUUUGGGGGUUUCCCUUUCUUGUGGUGUGUUAUAUAGGUUUUUGUGCAUGUAAAUGGUCUGCAAAAACUAAAAUCCCAAAGUUCCCUCCAAAGGAUGUUUCUCUCCCACACAACCCCAACCCCCGCUCCUCUGCCUGAAACACCAUUGGAGUCCUUUGUUUACUUCAGUAAUAUAGUGACAUCACAAUUUAACCCUUGUGCUCCUAUUGGCUAGCACUUCAACACAUUGUAUGUGAUAGGCUAAGGGGUGGGACAUCUGUAAGCGAAUGACCAAUCACAACAGACCCCCCGCCCCCCCCCCCAACCGGCACAUACUCUCUGCCAUUAUGAGCAAGCUGAAUUGUCUAAAACCUUUUUCUAGUUGGAAAAUGAGUACACCAACUAAAAUAGAAGUGGCAAUGGAAAACCUCUUCUAAGUUCUGCUGAAUUUCCUGAAUGGGAAGAAAAGGCUUGACUCACACUUUUUAUUGUUUUCUGUUAGCAAGUGUUCUGGAUUGAACCUGGUAUAUUUUGGUACCACCUCUGCCAAGGUUACAAAGCAUGCUUAACAUUCUGAAAGGUGGCGUUAAAACACUGUAGAGCACUAAUAAUAGGGCAACAUGGGACAUCCUGCGAUCUCCUGGCAUUUAAAAAAUGCUACGCUGUCAUCAAUCGUGACUGCAAUUUUGUCUUUUCACUUCCGUGAUUUUAAGGCCUCCCAAUAAUAAUAAUAAUAAUAAUGUAUAAUGUACUGAAAAAAAUAGAGAAAAGCAUGUGGUACCAAAAGCAAGCCCAAUAAGGCCUCUCUGCAGUACAAAUAAUGUAUAACUUCAGCUAAGUACGCUUUCAUUUGUUCAUAGGAUAUCCUAGUCGUAGUCUUGUUAAUUAUAGUCUUGAAAAACACAGCUGCCAGUACAUGUAUUGAGUAGUUUAAAACUACUGUGUGUAACAUGUGUAGCAUCUUCAAUGCUUACUAAUGUCCUGGUUGAAAUUGGAGGAAUGUAUGUGUUUCGCCAAAGUUGGACAUUUAAAAAAAUACACAUAGUAGCUUUAAGGGUUGUGUAGAACUAUGCAUAUGAAACUUGAAGAGGGAUUUUGCAGUGGCUACAAUAUACUGACUUUUUAUCUAUAGUUUGUGCAUGAGCUAGUGGUCCGUUGAUGGAAUGUAAGCCCUGUGAGAAUAAGUUUUACCGAAGAGUCACAUAGAGGUGUUUCCUACUUAAGUUUCAAGAAAUGUGGCUAGUCACGCACAAAAUAUUGAGGUUUAUUAGUCAAUUUUGUGACAGAUAUCCUUGUUUAAGUGUUAGUGUUAGCAACAAAGUUACAUCAUUUUGUCCGAUUAUAUUGGUAAUACCAGGGUGGUGAGACAGUUUUAAUAAUGAGGAAAAGAGUCAGGAAGCUUGGCCUGUUUGCAGUGGAAUGUUACUUUUAUCUGUUGUUUUAUUCCUUUGCUUCCACUUUGUGAUAACAGUGGGUAUGCAGUACCCAUUAAUCCCACAUUUUGUCACAUGUAUUUAUAUAUACACCACUCAAGUGCCCCAUGACAUUCAAGCUAGCCAAAUAACCAAAAUGCUGCUAUAAUACUGUGUUCACACCAAACACGAAGAUAAUAGUUUACUUGCAUUACUCAAGCAGGUUUGUCCGUGAGAUUAUGUUCAAUUCGCCUUAGUUCAUAUGGCUGUAACAAUCUAAUUUACUACAGUGUUAUCAAACCAAAAUGAACUGAAAUGUAUUGCCAUAAAUGGAUAAAAAAUAUGAUUUAUAUAAACCCACUGGCAAUUCUGAGGUUUAUUAUUGAUGAACACCCACACUACAACCAUUUUCCUCCAUUUUUAUCAACAAUGUCAGGGCCUCAGUGUAAUAACAUUUAUUGCACGGAUGAUGCUUUUCGCAGGUGUAACACGUCUUUGCGUUGACUUUGGAUGUAAUUUGCAUUUGAUGUGAACCCACACCCUAAUGAUAGGUUGUGCUACACUCGCAUGUGUCAAUUACUUGAGUAGCCCAAGCCUACGCAGAUGCCUUAGAAAAUCAUUCACUUCCAAAAGAAAAAACCCUACCCAACUGACUGUUAGGGACAACAAGAUGGGGCAGCCAUCUUUCUAUGCUUCCAUGUAAGGCUGUAGAUUUUCCCUGUAUUCUUGUUAAAGUCAUACUAUGUAACUGAACUGUGGACAAUGCCACUACAUUUAACAGUGAUGGUAUAUUGCUAAUGCUAGUAUUACCUACUGUAAAUGCUAAACAGAUGGUGGUAGCUAAAUGAUAUAAAUGCUAUUAAAGAGGUUCUAUAACUUAAGAUAGCACAUUACAUUUAGCACCAAUUGUAUAUGUACACUUCUUGUCCCCUAAUUAGAUGUGGUCUAAUGUAUUUAUAUUUUAUUAUGAUAUUAACUUAUCCAACAAACUAUUUAGAAAUACAUAUAGCUAGGGUGUUAGCGAGCGUCAGUUGAAGUUAGCUUAAAAAGUUGACACAGUUUCACUGAUGUUAACGCUCAGUGUUUCUAAGAGAAAAAUCGGUUUGUCUCAAACUAACAUUAUUUUCUCCUGAUUUGGUCGGCUAAAUACGCUGUUUGUCAGAAUGCUCAGAAGUUACGUGGCUUGUGAAAUGUUUUCCCAAUAUUAACGUUGACUCUUGCGCAAAACAAUCCGUCAUAAUCUGCACUCUCGUUCACCUUCUGCUAGUCCACUAAAAAGGGGGAGGCAGUGUUGAAACCCAAGUGACACAGAUUCAGGAAAUUGUCUCGUUUUACUAAACAGUCUCUUAUGCUAUAUCAUGGUUCACAUAAAAUACUGCUUUGCAUUUAGUAGUUCCAUUUUGCUCAAAUGCAAAGCAGUUGUGACAGUAGCACAAUAGGAAGAUGCAGGAAGUCUCCUAAGUGACUCGGUAACAUUAAACAAUAAAAACCCUUCUCUCUGAGACUUUUUUAAAUUUAAUAAAGUGUUCCUUUCACUCCAAGAAAGUAUGUCUAAGUUCAUAAAUAUUUCAAAACAUAAAAAGUCUAGGGUAGUUGUAGUUUUGUCAGUCGUAGUACGACAACAUUAUUUUAUUUUUUUACCAAAUGCAUAUUUAUAUUCCUCUAAUGUGAAUGUUAAAGUUUCCCCUAGAGAGCGUCACAGUUUGUUUACUGACAGUCAAAAUCAGCUUAGAUGCACUGUACCUGAUCAAAUAACAAGCUGGCUAAUAAAGCGCUAUAAGUAUGAUUUUGGAAGUAGAACUUUCUUUGCUUGUGUUGGAUAAUGCAUGGCAAAUGAAUGUGCGCAAUAUUCAGCAAUGAAUCGCUUGUUCUUUGAACUAUUGGAAAAAUGGCCCCAGUCUCAGAACCCAAGUGAGAGUGAGUAUUUCUCAAAACCUGAUGAUUUAUUUUGGCUUUUUUGCACUCCUUGUGUGAAACUGAGACUGGGAUUGGGGAGAAAAGGAGGGGUAUGGCAUGCAAAAAAUGGCCUAAGGAUGGAAUCGAACCUGGGACGAUGUGGUAGCCUGUUGGUUUCCCAGGUGGCCUCAGUGGGCUGUCUCACGACUUGGUAAUAUUGUUUUAUAGUUGGCAUUAAUCCCUUUUUGGGACGUGACCACUAAGUUACAAACAGCUUAUAAAAACUGAAGCACAAAGGAAAAGUUAAGAGAUGACAGUUAAACGACAGCAGAUGAUUAUAUUCCGUGGCCAUUGGCAGGAAUCCACUGUUAUAGCCACACUGCCAUAGUUGAAUUCACUUCAACAUGAUCAGUUUAUAACUGAUUAAUUUGUUUAUUUGUCAUCUUGUAUCACAUACUGGACAAUGCAAAUGAUGCUGAUAACGGAACAUCUAUGUUUGGUGUGCAUUAAUGUUAGUUUAAGUUGUGAAUGGAGUUUGGAUGUUAGUAGUUUAUGGGUUAGUGUACACAAACUCUCAUUCUUGUCCGUGCUCUCGCAAGACUUGACAUCAGACCCUCAACAUAAAUGCACUGCGUGUGACAAUACUGACACCUGCUGGAAGCAUAUGCAGUGAAGCUCCUCAUAUAAGUUUCAAAAGGAGUAUUUAAUAAAAGGAUGCAGCAGUAGGUUUUACAAAAGUUUCACAGCUGUGGCUCAAUAGCCCGGUACACGCGUCCACAGGCCGCUGACUGAGUGGAGCUCAUCAGUAGUUACUGUCUGGCGGUCCGGAACAAAAGAGAGCUCGAUUCUACAAUACAAACAUGUUUUAUAGAACCACCCCUUUCCGAUCAAAAAAUAAACAACUUCAAAAUAAGACGUGCUCCGGUCUCGUGCUCUCAUUGGUUGGCAGCGGGGGCUGGAUCCUGUUGGCCGCUUGUCACAUGGGGUACUCCGGACUCCUCUAUAGGCUGACGUCGUCGGGGGCGAGUCCUCUUAUGACGUCACCGUCGCCAUCUUGUUAGCAAUGUCCUGAAGCUCUCACCUACGAUAUUCUAUUAUGCAAUCCUUCUGAGGUUUAUCAGGUAUUAAACACGCCAUAGUAUUAUUGCAGCAUCAAUGAGUGAGAGGUAGAGGCGGUGUGUUUAGUAUGUAACUCCACGCGUCCUUCUCCCUAUACUCGUAUAUACACAAUACAAUAUUAGCUAUAUGCUAUCUGAGGCUAAAAACAACAUCCGGUAAUACUACCGGAAUUGGACAUAUAUGAUCCGUCCAGAAACAGUGAAUUAUCUUUUAAUGUUCCGCUCCAAUAUAUUGAUUAUUUCUAACAGUAGCUUUGACAUAAACCUGAGUAAUACAACUGUAUGCCACAUUUACUUAGUAAAGGGCACAGCACGUUUCCCAAUAAUGGCUGCAACUCGAGAUGUGACCGCCCGCUUUAUGGAAAAAUAAGAAUGCUUACUAAUGAGUACUGCAUUUGCAAAAAGUUGGUACAUUCUGAAUUAAGCAUUACUAGUCUGAGAAAUUGGCUUAAAGCACCUGCAAUUGAUUUAGUUAUUCUACUCAAAUAUUUAUUGUGGGUGCUGUUGACCUGAAAGAUUUAAAAAAUCACGUUGUUCGCUGCGUCCUGUAGCUCACUUCAGUCAAAUCCUGAAAAAAUGUUUCUUACUAGCUGAGCUGUCGGAUAACCAAAAGCAGCCUUGUUUGUUUAUACAAUGAUUGUUACUUAUAUGAUUUUAUGAUUCUGUACUUUUAUUUAUUAUAUAACCAUACAAUUGUUUUUUUCACUAGGGUGCAGUGUUUUUGUUCAACAUUGUAAAGCGUUGUACAUGUGGUUAAGGCUCACUGUGACAACCGAUCAAACUUCACAUGAAUAUUUUUAGUUGAGCGGCAUUAUGAGAUCAGUACAUCAGUAGCUAUAUCAGACCUUUUAAAUCUUUGACAUAAAACAAAAAACUGUUUGUAGCAUAUCCCUCCGAAUGGUGGUCUGACACUUGACUGGUGAUUUUAGAUUUAUUGCAAAUCCACAACCAACGUAAGAGCUGUGUACAGACACAAAACAACAAAUAUACGUUAGCUUACUCCUAACAUUACCAUAGCCUUCCCCGUACACACGUGGAGCUAAAGCUAACGCUAACUUAUUUAAACAAACAAUUAAGUGAGUUUAUACAGUAUAACAACGAAUUCUAAGCAAUCUUUGCAUUACAGUCUUACUACAUAAACAAACCUUGUGCCUCUUCGGGGGGCUGCUUAUACAUUAAAUGUGUCACAUUUUCUUUUACUUUCGCCGUUAUGAACCGUGUCUCCGUACUUUUCCAUUCAGUAGCAACUUCCUGUCAAGACCCUAGCGUCGCCUUCAAAAUAAAAGCAUCUAUAAUUAAAACAGGAAAUAAGACAAAUUAAGCUUAGUUAUCAAAAAAUAUGCAGUAAAGACAACUCAAACUUUGUCCCUCCCCCAGAGCUACAUCCUUAGAUUUCAAAAGACACAAAUUGGGUUAGUUACACUGUUAAUGUGAAGAUUUGUAGGAGCUGGACCCAGACGAUAUUAGGCUACAUUCACAAGUGGUAAAAUGGCUCUGCUACGACAUGUCGUUUUCCUAUGGAGAGAGCCCGACCACCCUCUCUGUUGGUGCCACCUGAAAAUAUUGAAAUUAUUUAAACUUUGACCUCGAUUGCCACUGACCUUUCGACUCGCAACCAAUCAGAUGACAGCAAGCUGCGCCACCUAACUAGCUGUUUUCACUGCAAGGUUCUGCACCCAACCCCGCGUUGAGUAAAGAGCAAAUCGGGUAUCGUGAAUGCAGAUCGUACUCUUGACAGAUUGCACACACUAUCUCUUUGAUUGACUUAUCAGUUAAGGGUUCAGCACUAAUGCAACAUAUUUACUUGCUCACCAUUAUCAGUCACAUCAGUGAGAAAGAAGCACAGUACUGUCUUGAGGAAUUGUAUUUGUUAGUGUAUACUAUAAUGUUGAACUUUGUUGAUAUCACACUCCAGUGGAUUGAUUCUAGUCUGUAGUGAGGCACCACCUGGCACAUGAUUUGGCCCAUGCAUUCUUUGUCAGUGUGCUGGUAUUAGUCCUCAGAACAGCAUUCAAGAGUGUUGGAAUACUUUUUGUGUGAGUGGUGGUAGACUGCAGUACUAAUGAUGAGCAAACAGGGUUGUCAGCAGGGGGAAGAACUGAAUUGGAUGCCUUUUUAAGAGCUCUGUCACACUUGUUGGGUGAUCCUGAACCCAACGUGAUUUUCUUCGAAUUAUUGCUUUAUACCACAUAGCUGCAAUGGGGUUGAAUCUGCCUUUUCGUUACCUGCACUUGCUUCAAGUCAAACACAGGACACAUACUUCUACUUCCAGCUUAUAAAGCUGUGUACUUUUGUAUUCCGAUUUCUAACUGUCUUCCCAUUGAUUUGAUUUCAAUACUGGCUUUGACAGGCUCUUGCAAAUGCAACAAAAUGUAGUUGUUGUUUUUCCAUCAACACUCCAUUACAUUUGUUGGGUGUUUUAGUCUUAACAUUUCAAACACUUCCUUCUCUUUGCACAUGUGGGUCUUCUGCUGAAGUGCAGUGUACAAGUCCGAUAUAUUCUUUUGUAUCAUCUACCGAGACAUUUUUAUUUUGUCUCUUUGUCUUUGCAGCUCGGCGUGGCUCCUUUUCUACACAGACAGAGACUCAGGGUUGUUCUUUAAUUUCAUGGCACCUGACCUCUCAGCCUCACUUUAUUAGGUGCUCAGCACGUAUGUGCAUUAGUGUGUGUCUAGAUAACCUGGAUAGUGUGCAUGUCUCUGUGUGUUCAGGUAUAGAGGAUGACAUCGCAGUUGAUGUUAAUAUUGUUUUUGGGGACAGCAUUAAUAGGUUACAAGAGCUGUCUACCUGUAAGCAUGGUACACCUGUCUGAGAUAAAUAUGUUAUAUUGUGGGGCUAUUUUCUUCCAUCAGCUUGUUUGGUGUGUGUGUGUGUGUGUGUGUGUGUGUGUGUGUGUGUGUGUGUGUGUGUGUGUGUGUGUGUGUGUGUGUGUGUGUGUGUGUGUGUGUGUGUGUGUGUGUGUGUGUGUGUGUGUGUGUGUGUGUGUGUGUGUGUGUGUGUGUGUGUGUGUGUGUGUGCGCGGCUAAAGCACUGUUUGCCUGCAAUCUUAAAUGUUGAAUCCGAAGGACUCUGAGUUAGUUUGGAACUGAAGAGUGCAGCCAGCCUUUUGUACUGUGAUCAAUUCUAUAGUAUCCAUUCCUCUGAAUAAAGCACACAUUAUUUAAGGCUCAUCCUAAAGUUCUUAACUGCACAAAGGACAAAAGAUAAAAGGAUCAAAUAUUAAGACAAUUUAUCAACUGCUUCGUUAUGUUCAACACAGUCAGCUCAAAUUGUUCAUUCAAUUCAAAUCCAAAAGCGUCCCGCUGCAGACCUCCAGGCUCAGGCCCACCUUCAUCAAAGGACCCAUGGUGGGAAAUAAUGUGUGAUAAGGUUAAACAUGCUUCAUUAUUAAUAAUUGAAGUUUAAAUUCCACUUUAUUAUAAUGAGCAAUGCUUUGGUUUUAUCACAUUUCAUAAUUGAUACAUAGGCAGAUUCUGAGUGUUUAUUAAAUGCAUUGUAUCACCACGCAACUCAACCUUCACCUGUAAAACCAAAGUUAUCAAUACAACCUUAAGUCUAUAGAACUAUUACUUAUAAAGUCAGGUUUCAUUAAACAGUAAAUAACUUCUACUAGCCUCAUGAGUUUGCCAAUGCUAUCUAGCUAUGCUAUUGAUGUUAGCAAACUGACAGGAAAAAGAAGCAAACAAACGCUUAUUAUAAUGAUUUCAGCUAAGAUAGGCUGGCUGAUGUUGUUAGAAUAUUAAUAUUAGCACAAUGAUAAUAUAAACUGCAAAAUGCUUAUUGUAAUGCUUUCUCUAACGUAAGCUAGCUAUGGUCAUGUCAUUAGCAAACUAAAGUCAACUUUAACACAACGAUAAAAACUGCAAGAAGCCUAUAGUUAUGAUGUCAGCUAAUGUUCGCAAGUGAAGCUAACGCAGCCUAGAGCUAACAUUAACAAACUCAUAAAGUUAGCACAGGUAAUUUGCUGCUAAACGUUCCUAACUAACUUUUCAGGUGAUGUUAAGGUUGCACUGUUAGCACUGGUGUUUUUGGUAGAGGUUUCGUGGCUUGUUCAUUCUGUAUCUGGACGAGGUGGCCGAUCCUUGAGGUCUGCAGCUUGACCGCAUAAGAGCAAUCAGACCACAGCAGUGAUUACACUUUCAAUUUCAAUUCCAUUUUGAAGCUGUCCUUGUAGUGAAGGUGAUGCAUAUAAAAAGUGUUUACUGGUGGAAUAAACAAACUGUGAUUUUCUAUCAAUACCAAAUGACUUUUUUUUUUCUAACUCUGAUAUAAAGCUGCAUUUAUUGAUAGAUUUUGCAUGCAUUUAGCAACACCAUAUAACCUUUCUGUAAACCUCUGUAAAAUUGAGAAUGCAAAGUUGGGUUAUAACUGUGUAUCAUUGGCUUUACCAAUAACCCCUUUCUUCAAUCCAUUGUUAAUGUAAAAAUAUGAAUAAGUUCAGCUUUGUGUUUCAAUAUUGGCCGUUUUAUAAAAAUGGGUCUGAUAAGCGCCAAUCAGAAUAACAGAACAUUAAAUUAAUCAAUAUCUGUUGAGCUGCACACGCCUAGACCUAACAAAUCCUGACCGUCAGACAACCAAAUCCAAAAUGAUUUGAUUUUGCAAUGUUACUGUUAUUAUUUUCAUUCUGAAUACAAUCAAAUAUCCCACAGGUCAAAUGGACUAAAAGCAAAUGAUUAUCAUUUCUGUUUCAAAUAUUCUGCUUAAGGAAGCACAAUGUGAGAAGAUCUCUGUAUGCAGGAAACAUGUAACGUGUAAAACUGUGUGAGCUAAUCUGUGUUUUACAGCCUUCCAAUUGAGAAUGAAUCAUGACACUUGUCUUUGAAAAUCUCAUAAUAAAAAUUAUGAUUGACCUGAA